AUGUUGGAAUUCUGUGAUGCUGUGAUACACAAGUGCAAGGCACAAAACUUAUUAAUUCCAAUGUUUCAUGCAAUGCUCUCUAAAAACAGUUACAGACUGGCUAUUUUUGCUAAGGAUUGCACAGGACAAUAUAACCCAUCAGAACUUGACCAACCAAAUGCAUGGCUUGACUGUUCUAAAUCAAGGGUGUAUGCUGUUGAUGGAGACAUUAUAAUAGGAGGCAUUCUGCAAAUCUUUCUUCAGGGCAGUUAUGAAUUGGAGCAUUUCCAAAAAGCUCCUUGUCCUGAUAUUUGUAUAGGCCAGAACUCAAUCAGAUGUUAUGCGAGUGCUCUAGUCUUUGAGUUUAUUUGUGAAGAGAUUGAGGGAGGAUUCUGUCCAGAGGAAUUCUGGGAUGACAUUCCAAAUGUAAGCAACAGCAUGGCAGAAAGACAAUCAUUUCAGCAUCUGACCCACCUCCUGGCCUUUAUGUAUGCUAUAGAGGAGAUCAACAACAGCACAGAGCUUUUACCCAACAUCACUCUAGGAUACUGUAUCUAUGAUGCAUGUACCAGUGAAAAAAUUGCAUUAAUGAGCACUUUUAGCUUAUUAUCUGAUGAUGAGAAUCCACUCAACUAUAAUUGUCAACAGAAUCAGAAAUUGGUGGCAUUUGUUGGCCACUUGUUAUCGUCUAUAACUUACACCAUUGCAGAAAUCACUCAGCUGUAUGGAUACCCUCAGAUAAGUUACGGAGCUCUGGAUCCUGUGUUUAAUGAUCGUAUUAAUUUUCCAUCUGUUUAUCGUACAGUUCCCAAUGAGUAUUCCCAGUUUAGAGUUAUCAUCAAAUUACUCAAACACUUUGGCUGGACUUGGGUGGGAAUUAUUGCAUCAGAUGAUAAGAGCAACUACCAAGCCAGUGAGGAGCUGAGAAAGGAAAUGGAGAAAAAUGGAAUCUGUGUGGAUUUUUUAAAAAGCAUAGCAAAUUCACCCCCUUUUUCAGAUGGAAGUGCUGUUGAUGCUAUUAAGGUCAUUAAACAUUCCUCUGUCAGAGUCAUUAUUUUAUACUUUAGAAUAAGCUCUUUGACAAACUUGCUAUCAUACAGGACUUCCGAACUGAUAUCAGAAAGGGUUUUUAUAUGCUCAGUAGCCCUGGAUAUUGUUAUAGAAAAUGACUUCACAGAAUUUUAUUAUUUAAUGAAUGGAUCAUUAUUAAUUGCACUUCCAAGAGGAGACAUUCCUGGACUGAAUGACUUUCUUUCGUACAAACUUUGGACAGAUUUGUCGGAAAAUAUAUUUCUACAAAUGGCCUUCGACUUAAUUGCAGAAUGUUCAGAAGUUGUCCUUGAUGAUGUUAAAAAUGUUACAUGUUUGAAGAAAAACAGAAUAAAAGAAUAUUUAUUGCAAGAAGAGACCAUUACCCACCGUAUUAAACACACAAUAUACAUGGCAGUGUAUGCUCUAGCCCAUGCCUUAGAUAAUAUGCAGUUACCUGGAGAAUUAUGGUCCUCUAAAGAGAUGAGCAAAAUAAGAUUUAAGCUAAACUAUUACCUAAACAACCUUCACCUGAAAACACCAUCCGGAGAGGAAUUGUUCUUCUCCAAGGAAGGAAAUAUUCCUGGAAAGUUUGACAUAUUGAACUGGAUUAUUAAUGAAAAUGGAACAAUUAAUAAGAUCCAUGUUGGAAAAUUCCUACCAAAUAGUGAUCGGCUGAUUAUUAAUGAGACUGCAAUUACCUGGGCCCCUUAUUUUGAAAGGACAUCACAGUGCUCUGAAAUGUGUUCAUCUGGCCAGCGAAAAGCUCAUCAGAAUGGGAGGCCACCGUGCUGCUUCGACUGUGUUUCAUGUUCUGAGGGGGAAAUCUCAAAUUCUGCAGAUGUGGAAACCUGUGUAAAAUGUGCUGAAGACCAUUGGCCUAAUCCAACUAGGGAUCAGUGCAUUAUAAGAGUAAUUGAAUAUCUGUCUUAUGAAGAUCUUUUAGGAUAUAUACUGUCUGGCUCUGCUUCAGUCUUUAUUGUAUUGACUUCGGCAGUGUGUUUGGUCUUUAUAAAACACAGAAGGACUCCUAUAGUUCGUGCCAAUAAUCAGAACAUCAGCUACAUCCUACUUAUGGCUCUUCUGAUGUCCUUCCUUUGCACCUUCAUCUUUAUUGGACAACCUACUGGGGUUACCUGCAUGCUGAGACAAGCCUUGUUUAUAUUUUCCUUCUCUGUUGCCAUUUCUUCAGUUUUAGGAAAAACUAUAACAGUUUUAAUUGCUUUUAAAGCCACAAAAAUGCAAAGGACUUUUAGAAAAUGGGGAAGAAUUAACAUUUCUGUAGUUGUGGUUUUUAUUUGCUCCUUUGGGGAAUUUGUAUUAUGUGUAAUUUGGUUAAGUUUGUAUCCACCACAUGUAGAGUCUGAUAAUAAAACUGUACCAGGAAAAACAAUUCUACAAUGUAAUGAAGGUUCCAUCAUAAGUUUCUAUCUGGCAGUUUCAUACAUUGGUGUAUUAUCCCUUAUUAGCUUUGCUGUUGCUUUCAUUGCUCGCAAGUUACCAGACCGUUUCAAUGAGGCGCAGCACAUCACCUUCAGCAUGCUGGUGUUCUGCAGUGUCUGGGCCUCCUUCAUCCCAACAUACCUGAGCACCAAAGGCAAACACAUGGUUGCAGUGGAGAUAUUUGCCAUCCAGGCCUCUGCAGCAGGACUGUUAAUGUGUAUAUUUACUCCAAAAUGCUACAUUAUUUUGCUAAAACCAGAGCUCAAUGUUAAAGGAAAGCCUACUGCUAAUAUACAGUCACACACGAUAAAUCAGACACUAAAUAAUAAUUGA
This is a messenger RNA of Xenopus tropicalis (tropical clawed frog), 2784 nucleotides long. RefSeq names its product vomeronasal type-2 receptor 26-like. Bases 1 to 2784 code for a protein of 927 amino acids. Gene Ontology annotation, molecular function: G protein-coupled receptor activity. The record is from RefSeq and is a predicted model, not a curated record. The transcript has 8 exons. Lineage: Eukaryota; Metazoa; Chordata; Amphibia; Anura; Pipidae. Gene Ontology annotation, biological process: G protein-coupled receptor signaling pathway. Gene Ontology annotation, cellular component: plasma membrane; membrane.